Molecule: messenger RNA, 786 nt
Organism: Cooperia oncophora
Lineage: Eukaryota; Metazoa; Nematoda; Chromadorea; Rhabditida; Trichostrongylidae
Source: the annotation of a GenBank genome assembly
AUGGCCUAUUUCAACUCCAUGGGUAUUGUGCGCUAUUUCGUACCGUUUGCGAUAACAUUAUCGUUGAACUCAGCUUUCAUGAUGGCUAGAAGUUUAUGGCUGACUGACUGGUCCAACGACAAUGUUCCUGGAGUGGAUGAGGCGCUUGCAAAACCACUCGGUGUCCGCCUAGGUGUUUACGCUAUCCUUGGAACUCUAGAAGUCGUGUUUCUUUAUGUGGCGCUUACUUCCCUGAUUCUCGGAGGAGUUGCUGCCUCGUUGAGAUUGCACAAGCCAUUGCUUCAUAACGUACUACGGAGCCCUCUUUCACAUUUUGAUGUCACGCCACUUGGAAGAAUUUUGAACCGACUUGGAAAAGUAUGCUUAAAUAUAAACAUACCGCCGUCUUCCACACGCUUUCAAAGUUCACCGAUUCAGGAUAUGGAAACCGUCGAUCUUCGCCUUUCGUCAAAUUUCCGUUUCUUGGCUGUAGCCUUCAUGAGCGUCCUGCAAACCUGCAUCAUCAUAUCGAUUUCAACACCUCUUUUCAUUUUGGUCAUUAUCCCGAUAUUCAUUAUUUACUUACUUAUCUUGCGGUAUUUCAUCCACUGUUCACGUCAACUUCAACGACUCACCUCCUUGACUCGCUCUCCUAUUUACUCCCAUUUUGGCGAGACAAUCCAAGGAGUAACGACCAUACGUGCUUUUGGAUGGAUUGAAAUGUUUCGGCAACAGAACAUCGACAAGGUAGUGGUUAUCGAACUAAUUUUGGACACUCAAACUACUGCUCUUGCUGCUUCACUGUAA